This is a messenger RNA of Vitrella brassicaformis, 1668 nucleotides long. The record is from the annotation of a GenBank genome assembly. Lineage: Eukaryota; Vitrellaceae.
CGCAGAUCUUCGUGGUGGACUCCCCGCUGCUCUGGGGAUAGGCAGAGCUGUGCGUGAGGCGAAUGCCCAUCAGUGCAGCAGCAAUACAGCAUGUGAAUCAGCUGCACGCAUGAUCCCGGUACAAACAUUCCGACAUCGGGAAUCGAACCCGAGUCUCACGGGGACCCGCGAGUGAGAGCCGUGUAUCCUAACCGACUAGACUAUGUCGGAGCUGACAACAGCCCGGUGUCAGACGGCACGACCACAGCCAUAUGGCACAGAGCUGGGAAAGGUGAUCCAAUGAUCGCUCUGAUCGCUGGGUGAGCGGUGCAACCCGACGCUGCAUUCCUUUCGGGCGUCUGUGUCUUCCCUGCAGGUUGGAUGAGUCUGUUUGUCAAAGCGUCGAGCGCGGUGCAUCUUCCCUGCUGCCGGUGGCUCUCGAGCUCUCUCCCGUCUGCCCGACUGACGGCCAGCCCACCAUGUGUCCCUCGCUGGCUGCCCCUCCCUCAUCUCUCCCCCUUCCCCUUCUGUUCCUCGUGGCAAUGCCUCACUCAGCACCGCCGCUUCACUGGGGCUCGUGAUGCUGGCGCUGCCGAUGGUGCAACUGCUGAGAAUGAGAGUGAGGAGGAGUUUCGGCUCAUCCCUGGCUUCGACGGCCGGUCCAAGACGGGCGCCCAGGUGUCCAAUAGAGGCAGAGUGCUCCACGGCGACGGGAAGGUCUCGUGGGGCACGCUCGAGAAGGACGGCUAUCGGCGAGUCAACGUCAACAAGAAGCGCUACGCCGUCCAUCGGCUUGUGGCUGAGACCUUCCAUCGAGAGCAAAAGGAGCAGCUGAUCGCACAAGCUGGCGAGAUGACGCUGCAUGUCGACCACAUUGACGGCAACAAGGUCAACAAUGCUGCGUCGAACUUGCAGUGGGUGACGCCUGCUCAGCACCGCCGCAAGACCGUCGAGAGCGACCUGCCUCGGCCGCGGCCUCUGAUGAGCUCUGCACGGCAAGUGACGGCCACUAAUAGGACCUCUGGCGAGGUGCUGACAUUCAGAAGCACGAUGCUGGCGGCCAAGCACUUCAAGAUCUCCCCCGCUGUCUUCCGCAAGAGCGUCAUCCGACGGAAGAUGGAGGCUCACAUGAUGUAUCCGUCGGUGAUGAAGGAGUGGGUCUUUGCUUUCGAGAAGCCGGACAAGAUUGAGGGCGAGCGCUUCCGGAGCAUUGGCUUCCUGAAGCAUCUUUUCCCGGAGAAGAAGAGGCUGCCAAUGGUGUCAAACAUGGGUCGGAUUCGCCACGUGAAUGGGCGGGUGACGUGCGGCACCAAGACCGUGACGGGAUACUUGCGAGUCGAGCUGGCCGGGCAGAGCAUCCUUGUGCACCGCAUUGUGGCCACCCUGUGGCGCCCUCAUGAGCUAGCCAGGUGGAGGAAGGAGGGCUACGCAGAUGAUGACCUCGAUGUGCAUCAUGUGGAUGGGAAUCCAGCCAACAAUGAGGCGUCCAACCUACAAUGGAUGCCACGUAAGCUUCGAAAGCAGAGAAGCAGGUCGGGAAGCUGUACUGUACGUGUGAUUUUGGUUUGCAGCGAAGGAGCAUGCGAAAUUGAAUGCUGAGGCGCAACGUGCGAAGCGCCGUCAAGAGUCGCGGUGAUGGGGUAGCAGUUACGUAUUGACAUUCACCGGGGUGGGGGUGGGCUUGUCGAU